Thrips palmi is the source of this 2416-nucleotide messenger RNA. RefSeq lists its product as uncharacterized. The transcript is spliced from 6 exons. Bases 320 to 2281 code for a protein of 653 amino acids. Lineage: Eukaryota; Metazoa; Arthropoda; Insecta; Thysanoptera; Thripidae. Gene Ontology annotation, molecular function: protein binding. The record is from RefSeq and is a predicted model, not a curated record.
GCUGCUGACCGCGACUAAGCACCGACGCUGAGGCGGCUAGUUUCGCUUACGUGCAACAACGGGACGAGGUGCUCCAGCGGGAGACACAGGGACACCUGACGUCGCCAACUCCAACGGCAACGACUGCUUCGCUCCCGCUCGGCUCGGCUGCCUGCCUGCCUGCCCUGCCGCUUGACUGCCCCCCCCCCCCCCUUCAUUUUACAUCGGAUCAGCGCGGCCAAGCUCCCACGCCUGAGGGGGAGGGAGCCGAGCGCGCCCGGCAGCGUUCGGGUGGUUGAGGAUCUGACGUACUACCUCUUCUGAUCCCGGAACUACCAUCAUGGAGAGAGGUGCACCAGGACAGCGUGAACGUGUGGCCGCAGCGCCGGGUCAGCUCGGGGCAGGCUUGGCCGCUCCUGGAGCUCCACCGCCCCUUGGUCGAGGACGAGGAAGGACAGCUGCCAGACGGGACCCGGGCGCAGACGGAGCAGCGCGUGGACCAGAUGAACCUGCUCCGAUGGGAGGUCGUGGUCGAGGAGGCCGACCUGGCGCGGAUCCUCAAGAAGGUGGGCAAGUUGGUCAGGCUGCCCGGCGUCGGAGGAGUCCGGAGCGCUAUGAGGACAACGCUGGUGCACCAGGACAGCGUGAAGGUCUCGCCGCAGUGCCGGGUCAGCUCGGGGCAGGCUUGGUCGCUCCUGGAACUCCACCGGCCCUUGGUCGAGGACGAGGAAGGACAGCUACCAGACGGGACCCGGGCGCAGACGGAGCAGCGCGUGGACCAGAUGAACCUGCUCCGAUGGGAGGUCGUGGUCGAGGAGGCCGACCUGGCGCGGAUCCUCGAGAAGGUGGGCAAGUUGGUCAGGCUGCCCGGCGUCGGAGGAGUCCGGAGCGCUAUGAGGACAACGCUGCGACGAUGGACGCGUUCCCCGACGAGUUGCUGCUCGAGGUGCUGGGCCGCAUCGACAACGACGCCCUGACGCUGCUCGACGUGGUCCCGCUGGUCUGCAAGCGCUGGCACCGCCUGUCCCGGGACCCCGGCGCCUGGAGCAGCGUCACGGUGUCGAUCGUAGGCUGCUCGUACUUCGGCGGCCGCGGCAAUGGGAAGAGGCAUGUGUACCACCACGACGAAAUGUUGGAAGCAGCGCGCAUCCUCCUCCACGCGCCUGCACUGCGUCGCGUCUGCUUCGAAGGGUACGGCGGUGCCUUCUCGUGCCCCAACGACGCAGAGGCCAUGGCCUCUGCCCUGGUGCGCUCACGAGCUGAGGUCCGCGAGAUCGAGUUUCCGCAGCCCCAUAUUCCCGACUAUAUUUGGUACCCCAGCGACCCUCUAGACGACAUGAGUCCGGAAGAUCUUUCCCAACUUGUCGAUUUCUUGUGGAGGAACAGAAGCCACGUCCGGUAUCUGAAGCUGGGUCAAAUGCUGCGGGCGGGAGAGCCGGUGCUGCGCGCCUUGGGGCAGUGCGAGAACCUGGAGGAGCUGCACCUCAUGCUGCCUGACCCUAAUUACUUCCGGUACCAGGGUCAGCUGGGAGGACGACGGCUGCCGAAGCUCAGACGCCUCACGCUCAACUCCUGGUACAAUGUGGACGGCUACCGCGCGUUCCUUGAAGACCUCGUCGGCUGCGUGGCCCAGUCUGUGCGCCACGUGCGCUGCGAGGAAUCGUGCGAGUCAUCCGAGGACGUACUCUCCCAGCUGUCCCGGUGCGUGGAGCUUCGGAGCCUGCAUUGCGGUUUGGCCUUAGUUGCCUCGGCCAGGACGCAGACCAAGCUACGCAGCCUGUCGCUGGGGAUUUACGACAAGGACCCGUAUGAAGACCCGCGCAUUUCAUUUCCAUACGGGGAAAAGGACCAGCAGGGAGUGUGGUCCGCCGCAGAGCGCGCCCUGCGCGCGUGCGGCGAGCUGCAGGCCCUGCAAGAGCUGCGUCUGGAUAUAGAUGAUUGCUAUGGCCAUGACAGCCAGGCCCUGGCCAUGCUCCUGGCCACGGUCCUGGCCACCCUCGCCACCAAGGCCACCAACGUGAGGCACCUUUCCCACAGCGGCAUGCUGAACCGGCAGCUAUGCUGGUCCGGGACUAUGCUGGGCUUUUUCAAGGCCCUGCCCCGGCUGGAGUCCUUGCACAUCGACUACUUCCGGUUUGACUGCCUCCCUGACUUGGCGGAGGUCGCCGGCUUGAAGAGGGUUUCGGGGCAAGUGACGUAUCGGAAGGGCGAGGCGGACGUCUGCCGGGACGCCCUAGAGCAGUUCAAGCGCGCGCGGCCUGAGGUGGAUUGCCAGCUCACCGAGCACGAGUCUCUCUAUUGAGGUCAGGCAUUGACUUCUUUAUCAAGCUACAAGAUUGUCCUAUUUCGCCAUCUUCUUAUUUACGGCUUUUUACAGUGCUCUUCUGGUUAGUUGAAGUGACCCUUAAAAAAUAAAUGUGAUUUGAAUUAUCCUGAA